AUGAAGGAAGGUCUGCAAAAGUUUGAGCGUAAGGCAGGUGCCUACCUUACCUGGCGAAUCCCAUCCUCCGUUUCACCCUUGGACGAGUUGCCGGCAAAGUAUUCGUACCAAAUAGAAGCCACGACGGAAGGUCAGCUGAAUGGAUGCCUUUUCCAAUGGCACCAGUUACGGCAUUACGGCACAGAAAGGCGGGGGCCUAGCCCGGCGUGGACCCUCCCUCCGUACCUGCUUCCAUUCUCGGUCAGAAGUCUCUCGUCAACUCCCAAACUCCUCAAGUUCCCACCGCUUGACGAGACUUCUUCCUUCUUUCUAGGUAGCUUAACUCUCUCUACCAUGGAGCAGGCAGGUAGCAUCCGUCAUAUUGCACCUGUGCUCAUCAAGCCUUCCAACAGAGGAAGACAGAGACGGAUCUUGGUCGGCAACUACCACUUGCUGACGGCUUGUGGAGCACUCGACUCUGGACUCUGGAGCUUCAUUUCAAAACGUUACACAGUACACUUACAGUACUCCGAACGCCAGCAAACCAAACACUCCUCACUCUCAGUAUCUGUAUUCAGGUCGAAAAUCGCACUUCGCACAAUUGAACAGAACUUGUACAAGCACCGAUACUUUGUCCCCAACACCGCCCACCCACACACACUUUUUGUCUCGAGACCCAGGCCAACACCAAAGGCCAACACCAGGACGAAACAGGUCAGAUAUCCGCCACGUCUCUCUACCGUUCUCUUUGCCCUCCGGCUGCACAAUCAAGCAUUUCUGCAUAAUCCAUGUCGCCAUGCUAUCCCCCUAACGUUCGAAUUGCCUGUCAAUGUCAUGGCCUCCCCUUCCAUCAAUUAUACCUCUCUUUCCGCCGCCGCCGCCGUCACCGUUUUUGCUGGCUCGGGAAUCCUUGGCUCUGCACUGCAACAUCAGAACGGGAGCGCGGCCAAGCUCGAUGCACAUGGCGAUCCCGUCCUCAAGUGGCUUGGACUCUCGAAUCGGCCGAGAGACGGUUGUCUGUGUCCGCAGCUUGAACAUCGUCCGCUGAACCGGAGGCAGCCACUGGCUGCUGUUUGCUGGCCUGGGCUUCGACAGGAAGAGUGGUGCAUAAACGAAACGAGGAACGGCAAAUGCCAAGAGCGGCGGCUGGCCCGAACCACCUGCCACCCUCGCGCACACACUCGCCUCUCCUCGCUUGAGCGCUUGUCCUACUGCAGUCCACGAGUGCGCAGGGCGGAGUGUCCGUUUGGAUGGACGCCAAUUAUUGGCAAAAGUCCAAAGGAUCUUUUGCGAGCGGAUCCCACUCAGCCGUUCCCUUUUGCUAACACUAACUCGAACACAUCCCCCGGUUUAUCGCCUGUCGUUGGUCAGCCACCUGCCAGCCUACAGUACUUUCUCAAGCCAAGCAUCAGCCGUGCAAGUUUGGGUAGAACAAAUCAAACUUUUGCAGACGCGCCUCGUAUACUGUGCUGCUGCCUUUUGGAGCAGAGUUUUCGCUUCGGCCCUGAACGGAGCACUCUCCGCGACAUCCGGCCCAUCAGCACAAUCGUUGAGCCAGCCGGACCCCCUCCAGAUCCCCCCGUUCCCCAGAAAACGCCCUUCGGAUCCCCCCCCCGGCACGCCAUGAAGUCAGGUUUUGACUAUGGGGGCGCCAGUCGCGACUCGAACGUCGCGCCCUCCUUCUAUACCAGCUCUGUUGCAGGCCAGGCCAAUACCACCACGCAACACACGCCCCCCGAACCCGGCCGCCCCUCACGCCCCGUCUUCCAGCUGGCUGCCGCUGAAUGCUCGCCCUGCCCUGUUUUGCUAGGCCGGCUUCGUUUGUCAACUUUGCCCAUGCCGCUCUACCUCGGAACAGGCAAUAUUCUAGAAACAACUCGCCGGUCACCAACACCAACGGAAUGCAAACUCGAAAGACUGCUGAUCUUUGAUUAUCGCCGGCAGUUCCCUAUCUGCCACUUGAACAUCUUCAUCCUGGCUCUAACAAGCGCGAAGUCUGGCCACCUGCUCACGGAUUCCCAGCCCACUCAUACUUUGGGUUCCGCAUGCUACCACUACAAGGAUGGAAGCAUUGUCCGCAUGGAGACAACACGCGCGCCGGAGAAUAAUACAACCCAACGGCAAGAUUUCCCCUCUUUAGAUUCUCGACGCCCGAGGAAGCUGGGGGUUGACGUGACCGCCAUCUCAAUCGAGAAGGGCUCGCAACAUCCGAGCCGAGCUCGCCGGCAAAAGACCAACAGGAAGAUGAGCAUCAGCGUGGACAACCUUACCGGCUGGGAAAGCAGCACCGUUUGUCCAAGUGGGCUUUAUUCCUUCAUCAAGUCGGCGAGCCUGACAGCUGCUACAGCAAAUCGCUACCAGUCAGUCACCUACGGAGUACUUCGUAGUCUUACUGACGUUUUGGGUUGCGAGGGGGAGAUCACAAAAAUCCCCAGCCUUUACCCCAGUUGGCCGGCCAAGCCCGCAAGCCAAGACUUUGAGCUGCAAGCCUCCAAUAGAAAUACACACGAGAUCCGCUCAUUAAGAGAGUGCGUGCGUGGUUGGCAGCCUCCGACUUGUCGCUCACGCAUGCUGCUGGCCUUGCUUGGUUGGCAGCUCUUGGGACUCGGGAGUAAGGACAUUAUUACGUACAUCAUUCUCGCGAAAAGCAGACUUUCUCUCAGCUCUGGCCUUGGCGACGAGGUUUUGAACUCGAGGGGUUUCAGACAAAAGGGCACACGAACUUUUGGAAAUUUCCACAUUGGUUCCUUUGUCAGUCGACCCUGCACAACAUGUGGUCCGAUCACCAAGACAAACUCCCAGACGUGCAACCCGCGCGUCCCAUACUCCUGGUGA
Messenger RNA from Colletotrichum lupini, 2814 nucleotides. RefSeq lists its product as uncharacterized. Bases 1 to 2814 code for a protein of 937 amino acids. The record is from RefSeq and is a predicted model, not a curated record. Lineage: Eukaryota; Fungi; Ascomycota; Sordariomycetes; Glomerellales; Glomerellaceae. The transcript has 21 exons.